Nelumbo nucifera (sacred lotus) is the source of this 1514-nucleotide messenger RNA. RefSeq names its product diaminopimelate epimerase family protein. Gene Ontology annotation, molecular function: diaminopimelate epimerase activity. Gene Ontology annotation, cellular component: cytoplasm; cytosol. Lineage: Eukaryota; Viridiplantae; Streptophyta; Magnoliopsida; Proteales; Nelumbonaceae. The record is from RefSeq and is a predicted model, not a curated record.
UUCUCCUCAGGCAAUAACCAAACAACUCGAACAGUCGGACUUUGUAGUAAGAGUGCGGCGGCGAAGACAUGGCCUUGGCGGCUUCCAUUUCCUUAUCUGUCUCCUCGCACUCUCGCCGUUCUCUUGUAUCUGUUAAACCAUUUCGAUCUUCUAUCCAACCUACGAUCUUUAAAUCAGGCGGCACUCUUCGGAACCCUACAUUUCGCAUUUCGGCCUCUUCGAUGAGCAUCGAAACUCCCGAGAAGAUCUCUCAAAAUUCUUUCUUUGAUCGAAAAGAGAGCGGAUUUCUCCAUUUCGUCAAGUACCAUGGCCUUGGAAACGAUUUUAUCAUGGUUGACAACCGAGAUUCUUUGGAGCCUAGAGUUACUCCUGAUAAAGCGGUGAAGCUCUGCGAUCGAAAUUUUGGUAUUGGUGCCGACGGAGUAAUAUUUGCAAUGCCUGGAAUUAACGGAACUGAUUAUUCCAUGAGGAUUUUCAAUUCCGAUGGUAGUGAACCCGAGAUGUGUGGCAAUGGAGUGCGAUGUUUUGCCCGGUUCAUUGCUGAGCUUGAUAAUUUGCAAGGAAGGCGAAGUUUUACUGUCCACACUGGUGCUGGCCUGAUUGUUCCUGAAAUCCAAGAUAAUGGGAAGGUGAGAGUUGAUAUGGGUCAACCCAUACUCACGGCAUCAGAUAUUCCAACCAAUUUACCAGCAAAUAAGGAUCAAGCUGUUGUGAGAUCAGAACUGGAGGUUGAUGGUGUAACCUGGAAUGUGACAUGUGUUAGCAUGGGAAAUCCUCAUUGUGUAACUUUUGGUACAAAGCAAAACAAAACUUUACAGGUUGAUGACUUAAAUUUGGCAGAGCUAGGCCCAAAAUUUGAGCAUCACAUAAUGUUCCCUGCCCGAACUAACACAGAAUUUGUGCAAGUCCUCUCUCACUCUCACCUGAAAAUGCGUGUAUGGGAGCGUGGUGCUGGAGCAACACUGGCGUGUGGAACUGGAGCUUGUGCAGUGGUGGUAGCAGCUGUUCUCGAGGGUCGGUCUGAGAGGAGUUGCAGUGUCGAUCUUCCCGGGGGGCCAUUGGAGAUCGAAUGGAAUGAGAAAGACAAUCAUGUUUACAUGACUGGACCUGCUGAGGUGGUCUUUUAUGGAUCUGUACGCAUUUGAUUUCCACCUUUUUGUUUAUUAGUAAAUUAUCCGCUUUAAUCGGGAUGUUCAUAGAUUAUGCGUCUGAUGUAGAGUAUGACAUGUCAUGACAACUUUUUAAACUGUGCUGUAUUUUUAUCCCAUGAUAGUGCACUGCAGAAUGAACAGGGCUUCUUCUAGGGUAGGGAAUAGGGACCCCACUUAGGUAAGCAGAAGAAGACACUUGCCAGAGGCACAGAGUUUCUAACAACGGAUUAGGACCACAGAUAAUUACUAUUAAAUAUUUAAACAGAAAGUUGUUUAAGUGUUAUCCUUGUCACAAUCGAAUACAAUAAUAAAAUGAAUAUUGGCAAUUGGCUAGCGCCAAAGCCAUGGUGACAUGGUUAUUUA